ACGUUUAAAAAUAGCAGACAAAUACCAUAGCCAUUUUAAAUUUAUUAUCUUCCCCUACUCUAUCAACACUUAUUGACUGAUUGCUAAAAACUUUGAGAAAAAAAAUGUAUUUUUCAGUUCAAAAAUGAACAAUCUAAAGACUAACUGUUCUGAAGCUUCAGCUAAACCUCUAAGUUUUGGAAUUGAUCGGAUACUGGAUAAUUAUUGUUUCAAUAAACAACAGAAAAAGAAAGGAGGAAGAGCUGUAUUCACUACAAAACAAAAAGAGUGGCUUGAACAUUAUUUCCAGAUUGAAAAGUAUAUAACCAAAACUAAUAGAAAAGAAUUAGCCACUGCGCUAGGACUGAAUGACUCACAGGUUAAAGUUUGGUUUCAAAAUAGAAGGAUGAAAUGGCGUCAUGAUUUUGGAUCAUAACUUAAUAAUUAAUAAAUUAUAAUGCGUUUACAAAUCAUAUAUAACUAAUUAAAACAAUAACGAUUAAAUGUUAAUUUCACGUGUAAAAGUUUAAAACAGAAAAAGUAAGAAGUAACUAUUUAUAUUUAAUUUUUCUAUGUAACAAUGUAAAAUAAUAAAUUUAGUUUUGAUUAAAACUAUAUGUACAUACUCAUAAUUGUAUAUAGUGGUGCAACUAGGAAGAUUAGGGAAUUGUGACAAUGGUUCACUAUUCUUGAAAUUUAUUGCGAUGUUUAAUCAAUUGUUUGGUUGAAGAUUUUUUUAAUCAAUUUUAUCAAAAAAUAAUGGGCAAACAAUUUUUUUUUAUUUUUAAUUAACUCCUCCCGAAAAAAUUCCUAGUUGUACCACUAAUUUUCAUCCCACUAAUUUCUUAAAAUAAAGUGUUGUUAAUAAUAAAUAAAAAAAUUUAUAAUUUUUUAUCGUGGAUUAUAUUAAUGUAAUAAUAAAUAAAAUAUAUAACUAAGAAAAUUUAA
Daktulosphaira vitifoliae (grape phylloxera) is the source of this 927-nucleotide messenger RNA. Its product is annotated as homeobox protein DBX2-like. Gene Ontology annotation, biological process: regulation of transcription by RNA polymerase II. Bases 125 to 415 code for a protein of 96 amino acids. NCBI's taxonomy places the organism in Eukaryota, Metazoa, Arthropoda, Insecta, Hemiptera, Phylloxeridae. Gene Ontology annotation, molecular function: DNA binding; DNA-binding transcription factor activity, RNA polymerase II-specific. The record is from RefSeq and is a predicted model, not a curated record. The transcript has 3 exons.